Molecule: messenger RNA, 2175 nt
Organism: Brienomyrus brachyistius
Lineage: Eukaryota; Metazoa; Chordata; Actinopteri; Osteoglossiformes; Mormyridae
Product: C-C chemokine receptor type 8-like
Exons: 4
Coding region: 558-1598 (346 amino acids)
Biological process (GO): immune response; G protein-coupled receptor signaling pathway; chemotaxis
Cellular component (GO): membrane
Molecular function (GO): chemokine receptor activity
Source: RefSeq, a predicted model, not a curated record
UUACCAAACUGAUGUUUUCCCUUUGCAAUCCAAUAUCGUUAUUUCUAAGAGUGAUGGUUAAUAUUAGAAGUCGGCCGAUAAUCGGGCCGAUAUUUGACAUUUUUAAUGUAUCGGCAUUGGCCGAUAUCCGGUGUAGUACGCCGAUUUACAGACAGGCACGUCUGCGGGCAGCCCAGUGUUAUUGUUGUUGUGAAACACGUGACUCAUGCUGCCUUGUGUAGGACCCUAGCCAGAAGUUUUGGAAGAGUAACGGUAAGGCUUAAAUUCUGAUCCUUCAAAGACCUAUUUAUGUAACUGGUUUGCUAUGAAAUGUUGCUUGAAAAGAAAACGUGAGCCCUUUUGAAAGAGAAUGUGAACUACGCUGUCGGGAACUGGCAUAAUGAUAAUGAGCCUUCAACCAACCGCAGCUUACAGAAUCUGUAGAGUGCUGAAGAUAAGGUGUUGAGUUUCCGUAUAACGUCAUAGCGCUUACCUUCAGCAAUCCUUCCAUACACCCAAUAGCUCUUAAGGACUGUCAACUGCAGACCUGCACAGCCUACACUGAAGGAGUCAAGACCAUGGGUGACAAGAGCUUCACCACUGAGUUGAUGACAAGUGACUAUACUGAUUACAGUUUACCUUCAGAUAAUGGAUUGUGUGAGUACGAGAGACACAGUGCUGGUUUCCUGCCUGUCUUUUAUUCCCUGCUCUUCGUGUUCGGGUUAAUCAGCAAUGGCCUCGUCUUGUGGGUCAUGCUGAUGUGUGUGAAGCUGCAGAGCAUCACCGACAUGUGUCUCCUGAACCUGACUGUGGCGGAUCUUCUGCUGCUCAUCACCCUGCCCUUCCUGGCCCACUACUCGAGAGCGGACUGGGUCUUUGGUCCUGGCAUGUGCAAAGUCGUCAUGAGCAGCUACUACAUUGGGUUUAAUGGCAGCAUCUUCUUCAUCGUAAUCAUGAGCAUCGACCGCUAUCUGGCUGUAGUUCAUGCUGUGAGUUCCCUCAAAACCAGAACACGCAGAUAUCAAGCCAUCAUGAUUGGCAUAACCUGGAUCCUCGCACUUUUGGCUUCAUUUCCUGAAAUAGCACUUGUUGAAUUUCAUUCCCAAAAUGAUACAAGGUUGUGUGAAUUUGGUCAUGAGACUAAGGUACAGUGGAGAGCAUUUGGCCUAUUUAAAAUGAAUGUGACUAGCCUUCUGAUUCCAUUCUUCAUCAUGGUGUUUUGCUACUCGAUGAUUCUGAGGAGAAUACUUUUCCUCAAAUCAACAAAGAAGACCAUAUGCCUCGUGCUGCUGGUGGUCAUGGUGUUUUUUUGCUGUUGGACCCCCUACAAUGUUGCAUCAUUCUUCUACGCACUAGAACUGGUCAAUAUCUACAUACCAUGUGAAUCCAGCAAAGUCAUUCGGUUGAGCCUGCAGGUGACGGAGGCUGUAGCCUACUCCCACACCUGCUUGAAUCCCAUCAUUUAUGUCUUUGUGGGCCAGAAGUUCAGGAGUCACCUGUUUAAACUUAUGAACAGGAUGCCAUGCGUGUAUAAUAAACUUAUCAUUUCCAGUGUUGCAUCAGAGUCAAGCGAAUCUCAUCGGUCCAAUACAACUACAAAUGCCACUUCUGUUGCUUAAAGUUCAAAUUUGUCCUACAACGCUAGGCUCAUAUUUUGCUUUGAAUUAUUUCCACCCCCAGUCAAACAAAGCUGAACAGACCAUAAUGCACACCUUGAUAUGCUGCUUAAAGCAUGUUAUGUACAUGGAUGCAUGAUAUUUCAUAAGCUUAAUAAGCUCUUCAUCUUCUAUUUUUGUAUAUUACAUUUGUAUCCAAGCUCAUUAAAUAUAGAGUAUUAAUCCAUUUUUUAAAAAGCAAAAAAAUUUACUUUCAGAUGGAUUGUGUGCAUCAUCUCCUGUUGCUUUCAGACAGGUCUUUUAGUGCUGUGUUGACCCAAAGUAAUCCACUGGGUUUAUCAAUCUGCACAUUCCUUUAAGCUGCAUCACACUGCUAUCUGUGAUUCUGUGCUAUCUGUGAUCUGAAGAGGGGACUCGGAUCCAUCCAUACAUACGAGCGUAUUCCUGUUGGCCCAUUCUGUUAAUCCCUUAGUCUCGAUCUUUCUUUGCAUUAGCUGGUGUUGCUUUAUCAGAUUUAGUCUUCUGUGUGGAACAAAACGCAAUAUAAUGGCAGCCAAAUCAAUAAAGUAAGUUUAAAAAA